Messenger RNA from Salvia splendens (bonfire salvia), 617 nucleotides. RefSeq lists its product as uncharacterized. The transcript has 5 exons. NCBI's taxonomy places the organism in Eukaryota, Viridiplantae, Streptophyta, Magnoliopsida, Lamiales, Lamiaceae. Bases 68 to 460 code for a protein of 130 amino acids. The record is from RefSeq and is a predicted model, not a curated record.
UUCAGAAAAACCCAAACAAGUUUCACUCUUCUUCCUCAAACUUAUUCUUGUUCUGUCACACAAAAAUAUGAAAGAAUUACUUUGCAUAAUGAGGCCAUGCUUGCUGAUGUUCUUGUUACUUUUAUCGGUUCUGAUUCACGACGCGCAUGGUAGAAGGUUAAUUAGGACUCCUAGUAAUAAAGGAUAUGAAUCUAUUCAUGGGCUACAUAUCUUACAUCAGGAAAAACUUGCAAAGUUGAACAAGAGCAUUGAUGAGGGAGAAACCAAGAAUGGGUCAGGAUGCCUUAGGCAACUAACUUUGAUCCAUACCACCAUUGCUAAGAAAGGUGAAAUGUUGAAACCAGAGGGCCUCGCUUCAAUAGGAAGGGAAAAACAAAAUAUUUUUGUUAAUUCGUCUUCGAAAGAUAUUUUAGAGAUGGAUUACACCUUAUCAAGAAGAAAACCGCCAAUACACAAUUAAGUCAAUUUGUCUCAGUAAAAAGGGUGCAGCAUUGCAGAAAUGCUGCGACUUUCUGUGUAGUGUGUACUAUAAUAUUUGUAUGAGUAUUAGAUUAGAUUAUGUGAUGAUCAUUGCGACCAAUUUAAUAACAAGCACUAGCUAAGCUAGAUAGGAAAAA